AAUUACACUGCAUGUCAGUGUAUUUGAAGGCCUUAUAUUGUUUGCUACGACACACGCUCUUGGGUGUGUAAAUAUCUGUGGUUUCCUGUGAUGGAAACUAUGCUAGUGAGUAUCAGGAGUGAGGAGAUGAUACCUGCGAUUUCCUAUUUCUACGUCAUCAAUAUAAAUUGCUGCAACGAUUUUGAUAGUGCAGGAAUUUCAAAUAUGUUGGAUUAUUCUCACAACAAACAACAUAUAAUGGACUAAACACAAGAAACAUGGGAACACUGAUGGAAGAAUUUCUUGGGAAACUGGUAAAAGAUAUUGCAGUAGAUCUUGACAGUGAAGAAAUACAAGACAAUCCGCAGUUGAUGAUCUCUUGAGAAAGUCAUUAGCUGAUGUGGAAGAUAAAUACCCACACUUCAAAUCCACAAAGAUAGUGCAAUGUGGAAGUAUGGCUGAAAAAACUCGGAUCUGGAGAUUUACGGGAGAUGACACAACAGCUGUCUUGGAGUUUGACUUUCUGGCCAUACUACACAAGUUUCAACCAGGAUCUUUCAGAUAUGUGAAUUCUUGUGAAGGUUUUGUGGAAGUUGAAGACAUAUUGGGACAGUUUCCAGAGGAAUAUACUAAUGAUAGUGAUUCGGCUGGUUCAAUGGGUAUGAUCAGCAUUAAACUCUUUUCCUUCAAUUAUAGGCUAUACAUGAUGAAAUCGGUAUCAAAUCUAUGCGGGUGUUAUGAAUUCAAAACUGAAGAAAACAUAAUUGAAGGCUGCGAAUUAGUAAGUUUUGGAGAUGUCAAAAAAACGUGUCGAUAUGAUGAGAAUUGUGAGAAGUGCAAGGUGAAAAAGAGUACAGGCACUUUGGUGUUUGCUACUGGAGGUAAAUACCAUCCAGUAGAAUUGAACUGCACAGUAGCGUUUCUAUGGGAAAGGAACACCGACAAAUAUUUAACGUCACCAUGCGAGUUGUCACAGCAACAGAAAAAUAUAAGUCAGAAAUUUAUCAUCCUCAUCGACUUUCUACCAGCAAUUGAAGUCACAAAGAUAAAACCUGACUUAUCCACAGAGUUACACGGCACUGGAUCCGACAGUCACAACGGCAGUAAAAGCGGAACAACUACACAUGAACAUGUUUGUUACCUGGUUCCGAAAGGAUGUAAAGGGGACCAUAACACGUGCUGGAAAGUAUCCCACUGUGAGUUUGAAAGACAACUAUUACAAUCUACUUCACAGGUACACAGAGAUUGUUACAUGGCACUUAAAAUUAUCCUGGACUACAUUCUGUCCGUUAUGAGUAACAUGCCUGGAAUACCAACAACAUACAUCCUGAAAACAGCUGUGUUACAUCACAUCCAAUCCUGCUCUAUGCCGGACCUGCUGCCAUGUGUAAUGGACAUUAUAACGUUUCUGUCUAACGCACAUGAGAAUGCAUUCCUUCCCCAUCUCCUGUUAAAUGACUUCAACCUUCUCAACAGUAGGAUUGUGGAAAAGAAUUUUAGUCUACAUCAUGAAAAUCAAUCAUGGGCUGGAAAUAGAAAUUUUGUUCUCGGAAAAUGUUGGAAAUUCAUCCAACAACUUCUAGAAAAUCUUAAAACAGUUAUUCCAUCAGGGUUUGACUUUGACAUAAUACAAACUGCCCUGAAGUGUACGACAGUUAUAUAUGGAUGGGCGUACUUGAAAACCACCUUUAAGGUUCAGUAUCUUCCAAAUGAAGAAGAACUUAUGAACAAUUUAUGCAAGAUAUUUAGGGAAGAAUUUAUUCCUCCCGAAGAGAUGAAAAAAAUGGUAAAAGUUAAAGGUGACGACAAAAAUCAGUGGGAAAAAGAUCUUCCAAAAAGUCAAUACAGAGAUGCAGCAAUGCUUUACUCGAGCAUGGGCGAAAGGGUUCCAACAAUGUUGGAUGAAGAAUUAGAUAGGAGAAUAAAAUCUGUAGAUCCCACUCAAUCUGGAGAUCAAAAACAAUCUGGGGAUGAAGAAACUUCAAGUAUUAUUUAUUCCAGGAUAUGAAAUCGAAGAGAAAACUUGUCAAGAAAAUAUAAACAGCAUCCUGUAGCGUUCUAUAACAGUUACAUAAGUGGGGAGGGGGGAUAAAGGUUACUUAGGAAUUAAGAGAAGGUAAAAACUAUUUUAUUUUCAACAAACAAGUGAUGUAGAUGAUACAAAAUUACGGUGUGAAAUGAGUUACAUAUGAUAACAGUAUUUGUUAUUCAACAUAUCAUAAAUUAACACAUAAAAUAAAUGCGUAUUAAUACAG
This is a messenger RNA of Dreissena polymorpha, 2234 nucleotides long. RefSeq lists its product as uncharacterized. The coding region runs from base 434 to 1987 and encodes 517 amino acids. NCBI's taxonomy places the organism in Eukaryota, Metazoa, Mollusca, Bivalvia, Myida, Dreissenidae. The record is from RefSeq and is a predicted model, not a curated record. The transcript has 2 exons.